UACUUCCCAUGAGUUAACUAGCCUUCAUCAUAAUGAUCGCUCAGUCUUCUUCUUUUAUGCGUGACACAAAUAUCGUUAAAUAUUGUCUCCGUCUGUUCGCACUUCUUCAGUGUUUUGGCUGUCGCUGUACGUUUUAUGGUGUAUACGGCGGUGACGAAUUAGCACACUGUCGCGAUGUAAACAACUGUUUCCAUAUAAAUGAAACAUGUAUUAAAUGUAGAUCUGAGGACGAUCUUUCAAGUACAUCCCUGAUUGUUUUGAUCUGCAUCCUUUCUACUCUUUUGAUUACGACAUGGAUUUUGAUUGCAGUGUAUGCUUUCCUCAAACGUCGACGCGGACGCCUACUCGUUAACGAAACACACGGGGCUGUAGAUAUUUGUUUAGCAGACCAGGACGUGCCGCAUCAUUAUGAUGAGGUACAGGACAUUGAUGGAUGUUAUACUUUUCUAGAUUGUUCUGCACAGGAAACGCACUACGAGGAUGUGAACAAAAUAUGAUGGAACGUAGAGACAAGCAGUAAAUUAUUACAAAGCCAUCAUAUAACCAUGCUCUUGGAGCUGGGAUGCUAUAUUACAGACUUUAAUGAUAAUAUGUUUCACGGUGUGACCGUUAGGGUGAGAGCAGAAGGAACUAUAUCAUUCCUGAUCCUUGUUAUUUGCAACCCGGUGACUUGCCCAAACCUCAACUUUGGCUUUCUCUCGAAAAAAUUUACCCCUGCAAGGAACCCCAUGUUAUCAAAUGUAUAUUCCAAUUGUCCCGCUCUAGACCAGUAUACAUAAAUAAACUACCCCUAAGCAUUAAUUAAAUGUAAAACAGACUUAUU
Molecule: messenger RNA, 823 nt
Organism: Magallana angulata
Lineage: Eukaryota; Metazoa; Mollusca; Bivalvia; Ostreida; Ostreidae
Exons: 3
Coding region: 33-497 (154 amino acids)
Source: RefSeq, a predicted model, not a curated record